CCAGGUUCGGCCAUCUUCUUUUUCUUCUUCUUCUUCUUCUUCUUCUUAUUUACAAACAAAAUUUUCCAACAAAAUCUAUUUUCUCUUUCUCAUCUCCUCCUAUAUUUAAAACCCUAGAAUCGUUAUCUUCUAUCUCAUUCAUCUUCCUCUGUUACAAUUCAAACUAUUUUUUUUUAAUAUAUAUAUAAUCAAAACAGAGUUUUCUUAAUUCGGAGCAAAAAAAAUUUAUAUAUUGCUUCUUCUUUUUCUGAUUCAUUCACCUGUUGCUUGAGUUUUCGUUUUGAUUAUUUUUUAGAAUCUUGAAAGAGUCGGUUUGGGUUUUUGGGGUGAUUGAAUAUAAAUGGCAACAGAGCAAGUAUUGCCCUUCUCUGUAGCUUCCAUAGUCGAGGAUGUUCUUCACCAGCAUGGCGCCCGUACAACCCCCAUUGACUUCGCUUCCAGGAAGGCUGAGGAAGCUUCAUUGAGAAGGAAUGAAGCAGCUGGAUGGUUGAGAAGAACAAUUGGGGUUGUUGGGGGUAAAGAUUUGCCAGCUGAGCCUUCCGAAGAAGAUUUCAGACUUGGUUUGCGAAGUGGAAUCAUUCUUUGCAAUGUUCUUAACAAGGUCAAUCCUGGUUCUGUAACCAAGGUAGUAGAAGGACCUUCUGAUUCCGUAAUUAUUCCUGAUGGGGCAGCACUUUCAGCAUAUCAGUAUUUUGAAAACGUUAGAAACUUCCUUGUAGCUGUUGAGGAAAUGGGGCUUCCAACCUUCGAAGCCUCUGAUCUCGAGCAGGGAGGAAUGUCUGCAAGAGUUGUAAACUGUGUUCUAGCACUUAAAUCUUUUAGCGAGUGGAAACAAGCAGGUGGAAUUGGUUCAUGGAAAUUUGGCGGAAACAUGAAACCACCUGCCUUUGGAAAACCGUUUAUGCGGAAAAAUUCAGAACCAUAUGUGAACUCCUUUUUGAGAACCUUGUCAUGCGGCGAGAAGUCUGUAGAUAGUCUUUCCAGUAAUCAAUCUUCUAAUGGAGAUAUUGGUCAUGACCUCAACGAAACAGGUAUCUCUCGUUCCUUGAAUGUGUUAGUCCGUGAAGUUCUUUCAGAUAAGAGGCACGAAGAGAUUCCACUAAUUAUUGAAUCUAUGCUUGGUAAAGUCGUGGAGGAAUUUGAGCGUCGCUUAGCAAGUCAAAGUGAAUUUACAAAAUCAAUUCAGAAAGAUAUAGCGUUAUCUGGCACUGACAAGUCUCUCCCAGACCCUGCUUCAGAUGAUAUAGAGAUGGAAGCAAAAGAUGCCAGCCCUACCAAAGAGGAAGCGCAUACUCAAAUGUAUAACCAUGAAGAAGCUCCUGACAGCCUGUUUUUGAAGCAGCAUAUGCUACUGGAGAAACAACAGAGAGAUAUUCAGGAUUUGAAACUUACUCUUCAUCAUACAAAAGCUGGCAUGCAAUUUCUACAAAUGAAGCACAAAGAGGAGUUCGAAAAUUUAGGUAAGCACCUGCGUAGUCUUGCUUAUGCUGCUUCAGGUUAUCAGAGAGUCCUAGAAGAAAAUCGCAAGUUAUACAAUCAAGUGCAGGAUUUGAGAGGAAAUAUUAGAGUGUACUGCCGAGUCAGACCCUUCUUUCCUGGAGAAUCAAGUCGCCUGAGUACCGUUGAUCACAUAGAUGAUGGCAAUAUUACCGUUCUCACUCCUGCAAAGUAUUGCAAAGAGGGACGCAAAUCAUUCACUUUUAACAAAGUUUUUGGUCCUUGUGCAACCCAAGAGGAGGUAUUUUCAGACACUCGACCUCUUAUACGAUCAGUUCUUGAUGGUUACAACGUAUGCAUAUUUGCUUAUGGCCAAACUGGGUCUGGAAAAACUUUUACUAUGACUGGACCAAAAGAGCUCACAGAGGAAAGCCAAGGUGUAAACUACAGGGCACUACAUGACCUAUUUCUUCUCUCAGAACAGAGAAAAGAUACUUUUUUCUAUGAAAUAUCUGUACAGAUGCUUGAAAUCUACAACGAGCAAGUUCGAGAUCUCCUUAUUACAGAUGGUGUUAACAAAAGAUUAGAAAUUCGAAACAGUUCACAAAACGGAAUUAAUGUACCAGAUGCAAAUCUUGUACCUGUAUCAACAACACCCGAUGUCUUAUAUUUGAUGAAUCUUGGACACAAGAAUAGGGCAGUGAGUGCUACAGCCAUGAAUGAUCGUAGUAGCCGAUCUCAUAGUUGCUUGACCGUUCAUGUUCAAGGAAGGGACCUCACAUCUGGGGCUGUUCUACGUGGUUGCAUGCAUUUGGUUGAUCUCGCAGGAAGUGAAAGGGUUGACAAAUCUGAGGUCACGGGAGACAGAUUAAAGGAGGCCCAACAUAUCAACAAAUCUCUUUCUGCCUUGGGAGAUGUGAUCUCUUCUCUUGCUCAAAAGAAUUCCCAUGUUCCUUAUAGAAACAGUAAACUCACACAACUGCUCCAAGACUCACUUGGAGGACAGGCAAAGACGCUCAUGUUUGUUCAUAUUAGCCCAGAGGCCGAAGCUGUUGGGGAAACAAUCAGUACCCUGAAAUUUGCUGAACGGGUUUCAACUGUCGAGCUUGGUGCUGCUAAAGCUAACAAAGAUAGUACAGACGUAAAAGAGCUUAAAGACCAGAUUGCUAAUCUUAAGGCAGCUCUAGUGAGGAAGGAGGGAGAACGAGAGCGUCGUCCACACUCUCGCUCCUCCAGCCCAGAUAGAUUUAGAUUGAAAUCUGCCGGGUCUUCUCCUUCACACCCUAGUUGGAAAAGUCUCAAAGAGUUUUCCGGGGGGCGUAGGCAACCAGUAGAGGAUGUUGGUAACGUUGAGAACUCUGCAUCAAAACUGAAACGGCGAAGUCUGGAUCUUCAAGAUGUGUUAAUGCAUUCAUCUUCUUGGCCAUCUGUUGAAAGUUCUCCUGACGCAAAUGGAAAAGAAGACGAUAAGGAAUCAGUUUCUAGUGAUUGGGUUGAUAAGAUUAUGGUGAACAAGCAAGACAUCAUGAAUAGAGAGGAAAAUCUGGUGGAAUGUUGGGAUGUAGAUAGCUCACAGUUGACAGAGAUGUUCGGUCAUAAUUACCUUCCAGACCCUUCAAAGAUAUAUCCAGAACAACAGUUGAAUAGUAAGAUUAACGGGAGCAAAAAGGAGAGCCAAAAUUAUGACUUACAGAGGAGUAAUCGGUAUGAGAUGGCCACCACUGAUGAUUCUGAUGAUCAGUUAGAGGCUGCAAUCAGUGAUUCUUCAGAGCCAGACAUGCUUUGGCAAUUAAAUCCAUCCAAGGCCACCAGCAUUCCCAAUGGCCUGGGAGGACCAGAAACGAGGAAAACCAAUCCCAAGCCAGUGAGGAGCACAGAAACCAGGAGUAUGAUUCCAUCCCUGAUUCCUUCACCUUCACUGUCACGGAAGGCACCCAAUGGGCCUAGUCAACUCAUUCAACCUUCCUACAGGCCUGUGAAGCAGGCAGUUCAUGGUCAAGGAAAGCGAAGAACUACAAAGUGAAUAUAUAUAAAUACAAGCAUACAUAUAGAUAUAUGUAUAUAUAUACACACACACACAAUUAUAUAUUGUGAUGGGGUUUGCGGGACGUUCCACUGUGUUCCUUCUUUCACACAUGUCAUAUUUUUUUUUCGUGUACUUAUUAUUUGAUUAAAGAGAGAAAAGAUUGCCUGAGUUUCUAAGGUGUGACUGGCCAGUUCCUGUUUUGUUCAUACGUGUGUUAGUUUGUGAGUUUUUUUUUUUUUUUUUAUUUCCUCUUUUUCUUUUGUAUGUGUCCCACAAAAAAGAAGAAAAGCUCCAUGUAUAGAGAGAAGAAAAUGCUUUUACAGUUCUAUUUCUAUAACAUUUCUCAUUGUAUAACUCUUGAUGAAAUCAUUACACAAUUAGCUAUAAUGAAAUAUCAUUGUGUGAUAUCA
Messenger RNA from Humulus lupulus (European hop), 3873 nucleotides. Its product is annotated as kinesin-like protein KIN-14I. Gene Ontology annotation, molecular function: microtubule motor activity; ATP binding; microtubule binding. The transcript is spliced from 19 exons. Bases 341 to 3460 code for a protein of 1039 amino acids. The record is from RefSeq and is a predicted model, not a curated record. NCBI's taxonomy places the organism in Eukaryota, Viridiplantae, Streptophyta, Magnoliopsida, Rosales, Cannabaceae. Gene Ontology annotation, biological process: microtubule-based movement.